UUCUGCCUGCCUGCGAUGGCUGUGACGGCGCGAUGCUGUUACAGUGUAAAGGAGAACGUGCCUUUUUCUCUGUAUUUGGUCAUUUUCGUACUCGGUGGCCUUACAAACGCACAAAUCCGGUACUCCAUUCCGGAGGAGCUGGAGAACGGGGCAUUGGUCGGUGACAUUGUCCGGGAUUUGGGUCUGGACCUGAGGAAACUUUCCACCCGACGCAUCAGAAUCACAUCGGACAGUGGACGGAGAUAUUUCACCAUAAAUCACAAAACCGGGAAGCUGGUGGUGAGCGACCGCAUCGACAGAGAGACGGUCUGUGAAUUCAGUGGUACCUGUUCACGUAACCUGGAGGUGGUGUUAGAAAACCCACUUGAGGUGCACAACGUGGAGGUGGAGAUCUUGGACGUAAACGAUAACGCACCACAGUUCCCUCGAGAUGAGUAUCAGCUUGAGGUGUCGGAAUCCGCUCUCACCGGGUCGCGGUUACACAUUGAGGGAGCUCAGGAUGCAGAUGACGGCUCAAACUCCGUGAAGCAGUACAGACUCAGCCCAAACGACCACCUCACUCUGGACUCCGUCAAGCCCCUCUCCAAUAAGCACAUUGAGCUCGUUCUCAAAAAGCAAUUUGACCGCGAGCAGGUGCCUUCUCAUCAGCUAAUCCUGACGGCACUGGAUGGAGGCACCCCACAGCGAACUGGCACGGCCAAAAUCAAUGUACGCAUCCUUGAUGCCAAUGACAACGUGCCCGCGUUUGACAGCUCCGUGUACAAAGUAAAGCUGUCUGAAAACUCUCCAAAAGGCGCACUUGUGAUCAAGCUAAAUGCAACAGACCCCGACGAGGGCUCAAAUGGAGAAGUUUUUUACUCCUUCAGCAGUUACACACCCGAGAGAGUCAGGCAGAUGUUUUCCAUGGACACAGACACAGGGGAAAUUCGGGUGAAAAACAAUAUAGACUACGAGGAGACAAACUCAUAUGAAAUGUACAUACAGGCGAUGGACAAAGGGCCAGCUCCCGUGGCAGUGCACUGUAAAGUAGUUGUAGAAGUUCUGGAUGUCAAUGACAACAUUCCUGAGAUUGUACUAUCUUCACUCUCCAGCCCUGUACGUGAAGACGCCCGGGCUGACACGGUUGUGGCAUUGAUCAGCGUGAACGACCGUGACUCUGGACUGAACAAACAAGUAACCCUGGAGAUCAUGCCCAAUUUGCCCUUUAAGAUCAAGUCCUUCCGGAAUCACUAUACCAUCGUCACAUCCGCCUUUUUGGACCGGGAAACCAUUUCCUCCUACAAUGUCACCGUCAACGCUGUAGAUGGAGGCACUCCACCCCUGUCAUCUCAAAUGACCUUUAAGGUGGAUGUUGCAGACGUGAACGAUAACCCACCUCGCUUUGAACAGACUUCAUACACUGUUUAUAUCACAGAGAACAAUGCUCCUGGUGCACCUCUGUGUGUUGUCAAGGCCACAGAUGCUGACGCUGCAGAAAAUGCACGUAUCACCUAUACUGUCCUCAAUGACAACAACCACGGUAUCCCUGUAGCCAGCUACGUCAGCAUCAAACCUGAUACAGGUGAGGCCUAUGCCCUGCGAGCCUUUGACUUUGAGAAGCUGAGAGAAUUUCACUUUCAGAUUAAAGCCCAGGACAAUGGAGUGCCUCCCCUCAGCCGCGUUGCCACGGUGUAUGUUUACAUUAUGGAUCAGAAUGACCAUGUGCCCAAGAUAGUCUACCCACCCGCCAAUGGGAGCCGCAUCUCUGAGACGCUGAUGAAGAAUGCUGAAGCAGGAGUGCUGGUUAGCAAGGUGACAGCGUGGGAUGGUGACGCAGGGCAGAAUGCUUGGCUUCUCUAUGCCAUGGAGCAGACCAACACAGACCUUGACCUGUUCAAGGUGCACGAGUACACAGGUGAGAUCCGAACCACAAGACGUGUCAUCGAGGACAAUUCCACUUCCUUCGUUCUGACAGUGUUGGUGCGUGACAACGGACUCCCGCCCCUCUCCUCCACCGCCACCAUCCACGUGUACGUGAUGGAGCUGCCUCCAAAGUUGACCCCUGACCCCAAGCGCAUCAUCAGGCCCAACAGCCCCUUAAUGUUUUCCAAUGUCACCCUCUACCUCAUCAUUGCCCUGAGUGCUACAACUUUCGUGUUCCUGGUCACUGUCUGUGUGCUGGCCAUUGUGCGCUGCCAUGCUUACUGUACCCAGCCUGGCUCCUGCUCCCCAUGUUGCGUAUCCAAGAAGAGUGCUCCAGAGGGGGGCACCUCAGCAGGUGGUGGUGCAGGUGGAGGUAGAGCUGCAGGUGGAGGGGGUGGUGGGCAGCCAAACAACAAUGUGGCCCUGCGCCGUGACCUCAAAGUGGAACCGCAUUAUAUUGAAGUGCGGGGAAAUGGGUCAUUGACCAAAACAUACUGUUACAAGACAUGCCUGACUGCUACAUCAGGAAGUGACACUUUUAUGUUCUACAACACAGGACGGCCUCAUAGUGGCACCUGGGGCUCAGGCUACGUCACCAGUCACAGCGGACAGAGCCAGAUAUUUGUACGGCGUCUCAGUAUGCCAGACGCAACUGCAAUUCAGCCCAAGGCGCCAAAUGCAGACUGGAGAUAUUCAGCCUCCCUGAGAGCAGGGGGUGUAAUGCAGAGCUCAGUGCACAUGGAGGAGUCUUCUGUAAUGCAAGGAGCACAGGGGGUCCUGGUCCAGAACUGGCCCACUGCAUCGAGCGCCGCUGAUGGCGAAGGGGGAGAGGUGUCGCCCCCAAUGGGUGCUGGUGUAGACAGCAACAGCUGGCACUUUCGCUAUGGCCCCGGUGGUCCUGGUGCACCCCCACAACACCUGAAACCUGGUGAGGUUCCCCCAGAAGCCUUCAUCAUCCCUGGCUCCCCCGCCAUAAUAUCCAUCAGACAAAACCAGGGAGGAGAGGACGACAAGAGCGACUUCAUCACCUUUGGAAAGAAAGAGGAGGCCAAGAAGAAGAAAAAGAAGAAGAAGGAGAAGAAAGACAAGAAGGAUAAGGGGAAGGAUGAUGGAGAUGAGUAGAGGAGCAGAAAGAAAAAAUAGCAAAGAAGAAAAGGGCGUUGUUAAAACAGAGGUACCAACCAAAGUCCACUGGGCAAAAAGAAAAUGUGAAAACUACCAUAGAUUUUCCAUUGUAUUUAAUUUCCUAUUUUUACUGAUAACAUUUUAAAGCUCUUUCUGUUAAGAACCUGGCCUUACCAAGAUUUUUUUUUUUUACCUUCAGUCCCUUGCUGAGGUAAAUCGUUGAUCUUGCCUUGAUAAACAAUAAAAUGAUUGAUUUUGCUCCAAGCCCCUAUGUGCCUACACACCCUGAGUCAACUCAUGUCAGUUGUCCUUUCCAGUAAGGAAGGACCUCUCUUUGCCCUCGUCUUGAAUUCUUUCUCCUUUAACCCACUGGGCCCGUUGGCACCUCUGUCUUACCCCCUCCCCAACUAUAAUGUGUAAACCAUUCUUCUGAGAGAAGACAAAUGCUUUGUACAAGAAAAACAAAAAGCUCUGUGCCAGCCAAGGAAAAGAAGAAAGACACAGAAGAUUGACACAGAUAUAUGCGAUCUGGAGCUGGACACACACUACUUGUAAAUAUCACUGACAAGAGUCACUGAAACUAAGGCUAACAUGACACAGCUGCAGAUUCCUCUGGUAAUUACCAACAGUCUUUCCUGAGAUCUCAAUGAAACCACAUGCACACACACGCAUGCUCACACAGUCAAACAUGCAAACAAAAAUAAACACUCACUUACCGUGGCUAAGUGGACACGGAAAGCACUUGAGACCUAGAGAGAAGGAGAUAAAUAAAAAAAAGGAGCGAAAAACAAGUGACAUUAGAGAUGUGCUUGAAAGUAGACACUGCAAGCUAUUUUCCCUGCACAGUCCUCUAUGCGGUGCACAUGUGUACAUCAACUCUCUCAGGAUGGAACCAGCAUCCUUUGCAGUCACUCUGUAAUAGCUCACUGCAUUUGAAGGACACAGAGAGCUUCAUCUCCAGCCAGAAGCCCAUCUGAGGAAUGCAGAGAGCACCAGAAAGAUGGAGAGAUGGGAAGAUACCUCACAUUCUCCUGAGGAUCACAGAGGGCAGAGUCCAGCUGAGCUGGCUUGUGACUACGCUUUCAGUCAGUGGACUCUGAUGAAACCGAAUACAGAAUAUAAGGAGUGUCUCGAGAUUUUGAUAACACCUUCUCUUCUCCCCCUGCCGCAGCAAAAGCCUAAUGCUUUCUGCUUUGAAUGUUUGGUAGCAACCAGUCCUUACCUGAUACCUUGAGUUUACAACUGCUCACCUGCUUGUACUAGCCCCAAGCUGCCACGAGCCAUCUUCUCCUCCCCCAACUGCCUUUUUCCCCACAGUCACCCAUCCCACUUACUGCCUCUUCAUGUGAUGAUGAAGUUUGUGAAGUUAUUCUGUUUUCAUUCAUUCUCUAAAGAGAUUUGUUAUUACACACUCUGGAUUUUUUUUAUAUUAUUCCUCAUAGCUUUAACUGCUUUUUGCGUGUAAUGCCCAUCUAACCCAAUCUAUCCUCAAGACGCUGCCCCUAACCCCCGCUCUGACCCCCUGCUCAGGAUUGAUCCCUGGGAAUGGCCUGCUCUGAACAUUGUGGUGUGCUGAGAACAGCAUGGAGUAAUGUGGAUAAGGCCUGGGGAAGCCCAGUCGGGGCUCUACACCCUGAACUCUUGUCGGACGUCUCUGUAAGUGCAAAACGGUUCAGUGCUUUUAACUUGUGAAUACUACAGUACGCUUAUCAUUUCCUGUUUGUAGCCACUGAUGAGAGGGGACCAGGUGGGAUGGGGCAGAUUACAGGGGUGGAGGACUGGGAUAAAGUGAGGAGACAGGUGCCGUGGGCUGGCCCUCCCCCUCCUUGUACAAGAGAAGAAGGAAGUUGUUCUCCACAUUGAUUGUUUAGGAUCGUUGAGUCACAUAUUAGCUUUUAUGUACGCUGUAAAUGUAGCGUAGACUUUUCAUAGAUUGUCUCUACAUUAGUAAUUGAAACCUGCUAAAAAUAUGGGCAUCUAGGGAUUCCCAUCCCACAGCUAUAUCCCACCAAUCCUCUCUCAGGAGGUUUUGAAAAAGGGGCACACACAUGCCUCAAGACCUGCUUCUGUUGGUUCCCCUCCCUUGCCUGUAACUUGUUGCCACGUCCCCAAAGUUUUGCGGCUCAGUAUGAUGUCACUGCAUUAAGUGGCUGCUGCAUGUACUGCUCUAAGGAAACACAUACUAUAUAGAGAAAUAUAUAUAUAAAUAGAUAGAUGGCUAUGAUUUUAUUCUUUUGUAUUAUCAUUUUUCUUUAUUAUUCGCACAGGAGAUAUUUGUAUGUACUUCUGUCUUUGCCAAACAUCUACGUACUACAAUCUUCAUGCUCCACAGAUGUUGUAUGGCAUCCACUAAACCUCUUUAAAUAUUUGUAAAUGCUAUAGUGUGAUACCUUCAAAGCAAGUUUUAUUAUUUUUUUCUUUUACCAACUAUGAUUUUUGCUUUUGAGAAUAAGCAGAGCAAGAAAAAAAAGGAAAAAAAAUCACUCUGUGUCUGGCUUUGACAUGACGAUCUAACUAACACUGUAAUAUUGUAACUGAAAUAUGUAUGAUCCUAUGAUGAGCUAUCACUUCCCUUUCACUCUUAACAAAAAGAAAAAAGACAGAAAAAAAUACACCAGUGUUUAAAAAAAAAAAAAAAAAAAAAAAAAAAAA
Xiphias gladius (swordfish) is the source of this 5679-nucleotide messenger RNA. Its product is annotated as protocadherin alpha-C2-like. Gene Ontology annotation, molecular function: calcium ion binding. Lineage: Eukaryota; Metazoa; Chordata; Actinopteri; Istiophoriformes; Xiphiidae. Gene Ontology annotation, cellular component: plasma membrane. The coding region runs from base 16 to 3024 and encodes 1002 amino acids. The transcript is spliced from 4 exons. Gene Ontology annotation, biological process: homophilic cell-cell adhesion. The record is from RefSeq and is a predicted model, not a curated record.